CCGCGUCACGUGACCAAACCAGGAAGUGUGUUAAAAGAAUAUUUAAUUUUUCUGCGCCGAGCAGUUCUAGUUCCGUUGCUGUAAAGCAUGUCGGACUUUUUAUUAAAAAUGAAGAACUUCGUAGCCGAGAAGAAGAAGAAGAAGACGUUUUUUCAAAGCGAACUGCAGAAGUUUGGUUUGAGAGGGAUCCGGCUGAGGGACUACCAGCUGGACGGGGUGCAGUGGCUGGCCCAGUGUCAGAACAACCAGCAGGGCUGCAUUUUAGCAGAUGAGAUGGGUUUGGGUAAAACCUGCCAGACCAUCUCUCUGCUGGUGUACAUGUCAGGAGCUUUGGGUCAGAAAGGUCCGUUUUUGGUGCUUAGCCCACUCUCGGUCCUGGAGAACUGGAGAAACGAGCUGGAACGCUUUGCUCCAUCUCUGACCUUGCUGUGCUACAAAGGAGACAAAGAAAGACGGGCUGAGAUCCAGAGGGAAGCCAACACGCAGGACUUCAGUGUUCUGCUCACCACAUACGAGCUGUGCCUCAAAGAUGCUUCUUACUUGAAAAGGUGGAGGUGGAAGGUGCUUGUUGUGGAUGAAGCUCACAGACUAAAGAACCAAAACUCACUGUUGCACAAAACUUUGACUGAGUUCACCGUUGGUUUCAGAGUCCUGCUGACCGGCACGCCCAUUCAGAACAACCUACAGGAGCUCUACUCGCUGCUGAGCUUCAUUCAGCCCAGCAUCUUUGCAGCAGAGGACGUAGACAGCUUUGUAAACUCUUACUCCAAUGUCCAAAGUCAACCUGCUCUGGCUGCUGAUCUCCAAAGCAUCUUGGAGCCUUUUCUGCUCCGCAGAAUCAAAUCAGAGGUGGCUGUUGAUCUGCCCAAGAAGAUGGAACUGGUGGUGUACCACGGCAUGUCUGCUCUACAAAAGAAGUACUACAAGGCCAUCCUGCUGAAGGACAUUGAGGCUUUUGGAAAUGAGCAAGGCAGCAGGAACAGGCUGCUGAAUAUCUUGAUGAACUUGAGAAAGUGUGUUGACCACCCAUACCUGUUUGACGGGGUCGAACCUGAACCCUUUGAGAUGGGGGAGCAUCUGGUUGAAGCCAGUGGGAAACUGUGUCUCCUGGACCGCCUGCUGGCAUUUCUGCACAAAGAAGGACACCGCGUCCUGCUGUUCUCUCAGAUGACCAGGAUGCUGGAUAUUCUGCAGGACUACAUGGAGUACAGGGGUUACAGCUAUGAGCGGCUGGAUGGGUCCGUUCGAGGGGAAGAACGAAAUCUAGCGGUGAAGAACUUCAGCAGCAAAGAUAUGUUUGUCUUCCUACUCAGCACGAAAGCAGGGGGAGUGGGACUGAACCUCACAGCUGCAGACACAGUUAUAUUCGUGGACAGUGACUUCAACCCUCAGAACGACUUGCAGGCUGCGGCACGCUGCCAUCGGAUUGGUCAGAACAGACCCGUGAAAGUGAUCCGCCUCCUUGCAAGAGACACUGUAGAGGAGAUCAUGUACUCUCGGGCUGUGUCCAAGCUACAGCUCACCAACACGGUUAUUGAAGAGGGGCGCUUCUCCUUGCUGGAUCAAGCUCAGUCUGCUGCAGCUGGACUGAAGCUGAGUGAGAUCUUGAAGUUUGGAAUAGAUAAGCUUUUGUCGUCAGAUGAGAGCUCAGUACAGGACGUAAAACUGGAGAAGAUCCUCGGCAUGUCGCAUGACGGUCAGUGGAUGGAUGAAGAGGAAUCAUCACCUCUUAGAGAAGAAGAGGAUGAAUAUGAAGGACUUGACCACAUGUACUGCUUUGAGGGGAAGGACUACAGCAAAGACCCGAGUUCUGGUGAUCGAAGCAGCUUUGAGCAUUUGUUAGAAGAGCAGCUGGCCGAGUUUCAGAGAGGUACGGCAGAAGGACGAGCUCUGAGGCACAACGCUGGAGCGUCCCUUUCAGUAGCACUCAUGAUUCCUGUGAGGAAGAGGAAACCGCUAACCGAGGAAGAGCUGGAGCUCAGGCGAAAAAGGAGGGAAGAGACCGCAGCCAAGAAAGCCAAAAUGCAGGAGGACAUCAAGAAGCAGCAGCAGGAGAAGAAGCAACAGAAGAAAAUGGCGUGGUGGGCUUCCUGUGGCUACCGGUCCCUCUGCCUACAGUGUGUGGACAGUGAUGAAGAGGAGGACGAUGCCAGCAGCAUGUGCUCCACAGACUCUAACGCCACAGAUAUCCACUAUGUUAUGGGGGAUGUGACUCAUCCACAUGCUUCCAAGGGAGAUGCUAUCAUUAUCCACUGUGUUGAUGACUCGGGUCGGUGGGGAAGAGGAGGGUUAUUUACAGCACUGGAGGUGAGAUCAGAUGAACCACGGAAGCAGUAUGAGCUGGCAGGGAAGAUGAAAGAUUUGGAUCUUGGAAAUGUGCUGCUGUUCCCCAUCGAUGACAAACAGUCCAGACUGGACGGCCAAGAUCAAUUAGCACUGAUAGUGGCUCAGCAGCGAGACAAGUCCAACAACCUGUCGGGCAUCCUCCUCAGUGCUCUGGAUGAAGGACUAAAGAAGAUUUACAUCGCAGCCAGGAGAAGCAAGGCCAGUGUUCAUCUUCCUCGUAUCGGCCAGUCCACCAAAGGUUUCAACUGGUACGGCACCGAGAGGCUGAUCAGGAAACACCUCGCUUCCAGAGGCAUCCCCACGUUUAUCUACUAUCACAACAGAGCUGCCAGGAGCACACCACAGAUGGUUACUGGCACGAGAGGAGAAGACUCCAACAGGUCCGGUGAUGAGACACAAGUCCCGGGACCCUCGGCUCCGUCCCACAGCUCUGGCUCUGCAGCGCUCCCUAGUUUCAUGAAGGGAGUUCAUGUUUUUUUCUACAACAUUCCUGCAUCGGAACGAAAGAGGCUGUCUCGCUACCUCAUCACGUAUGAUGGAGAUGAGGAGGACAUUAUGAGUGCAGAGGUCACUCACAUUGUCGCAGAGGUGGAGAACAACAUCCACAAACAGGAGCUUCAGGAUCUGGUGCGUCAGUACACCGAGGCUGUUCCUGUGCAGAAGGCCUGGCUGGAGUCCUGCUUCUCCAAACAACGACAAGUCAACAUCAUACACUUCCUGCAUCCUCUCAGAUAGUGCUGCGUAAAUGCAUUUAGUAAUCUUUGACUAGCCAAACAUCUUAACUGUAGUUGGUUUAUACAAGCAGAAAAAACACCAGUAAUUAAACACUCGUUCUGUUGAUUUACUGGAGGCGGGUUCUGAUCAUUUCUGCUGGGUCACAGUGCGUUAGACAUUGAUCAGCUGACUGCAUCAGUAGCAAAAUACUAGAAGGAAAAUGUUUUUCUGGAAAACCUGCAUCGUGAUGAUUUUAUGUCCAACCAGCUUUUGUGAUGACUGACGAGCACUAACGUAGAGUAAAUGUGGCUGUGUUUGCAUGGCUGACUGCUGGGAGAUGACGUUUCAUUAUCAUAUAGUCUGUGUCGUAAAUCAGAAUUAUGCAAUUAGAACAAUAAACACAUUUGUGAGACACUGUAAAAACUAAUUAUUUGCAACCAAGAUAAUAUUAAAGGCGUGGAACACUGAAAAGCUAUUUUUAGAAACCCAUUUCUGAUCAUAAUCUGCUUCUCUGAGCUUGCCAUGCAGACUGAUAAUGAAAAAAGUCUCAUUCAGCACCGAUAUCCUGCAUUAGCUUCAGAUAGAUAAUAGACUAAACGCUAAAAUCCUUUAUUACUCUGUUGUUAUUCACUCUGUUGGGGUGCAGCUAGCUCUGACCACGACAGGAAAGCUAGCUCGGUUCUGGGCUGCCCACUAGAUUCAGUUGAGGAGAUGUGUGAAAGGAGCAUUUUGGGGAAGACUAAAAAUCCCCUCCCACCCGCUGCAUCCCACUAUGGAGACCAUGAACAGUUCCUUCAGAGGCAGACUGACAUCCCAGAUGUAAAACAAUGCUACCGUAGAGCAUUCAUCCCCUCUGCAGUAAAAGUGUAUAACUCCUCAGUUUAAGCUGUACUGGCCUUAUCCUGGUACAUAACACCAAUGCAAUAUUCAGUGUGUGUUCAAUACCUGUGCAAUACCGAAUUUACAUACGUCUGUCCUUACGGUAUGCUGCUUAGGUCUGGAACCCACGUUCUUCAUUUUGUAUUUGUGGUUUUUAGUGGUCAAAGGUUACAAAACUAGCUUACUGCCCAUGUGUACAUACAUGUGCCUUUGUUAAUAUUUUUCAUCACAUGAUUCUCUAGUUUGUGCUGCUGUAACAAGUGAAUUUCCCCAUUGUGGGAUCAAUAAAGUCUUCUAUUCUGUUA
This is a messenger RNA of Nothobranchius furzeri (turquoise killifish), 4244 nucleotides long. The record is from RefSeq and is a predicted model, not a curated record. NCBI's taxonomy places the organism in Eukaryota, Metazoa, Chordata, Actinopteri, Cyprinodontiformes, Nothobranchiidae.